Gongylonema pulchrum is the source of this 264-nucleotide messenger RNA. NCBI's taxonomy places the organism in Eukaryota, Metazoa, Nematoda, Chromadorea, Rhabditida, Gongylonematidae. The record is from the annotation of a GenBank genome assembly.
AUGCCAAAACUACGCGAAAGUGAUAGGAGCGAGGAUAUCCUUUCAACAAUAUGUAUUGCUGUGUUUAGCACCCCAAAAUGGUCAUUAACGAUUCUGCAGGUUUCGAUAUUUGGGCUAAUUACAAAUGGUUUGCCACUCUAUAUCACACUCAAAUCUCCACGAUUUCAAAAUGCAUUUGGCAUUCUUUGCAAAUGUUUUCUUCUCUGCAAUAUACAAAAUAUCGUUGUACUAUGCCUAUGGGAAAGCACUGUUUUAUGCUUGUAA